Calliphora vicina (urban bluebottle blowfly) is the source of this 2328-nucleotide messenger RNA. It is a transcript of the gene dgt5, whose product is annotated as dim gamma-tubulin 5. The transcript has 8 exons. The record is from RefSeq and is a predicted model, not a curated record. NCBI's taxonomy places the organism in Eukaryota, Metazoa, Arthropoda, Insecta, Diptera, Calliphoridae. Bases 41 to 2080 code for a protein of 679 amino acids.
UUUUCUUUAUUUGUAGAAAUUUUGUUAAUUCGACUAAAAAAUGACCAUUGAAGAUGACAUGGAAGCAUUUCGUGUGUGGGCUACAAAACUAGGUUGUCCCCCCGAUGCAAUACCCAGUGAAGAUGCUUUAAAAUCUGUUUUUAAAUCUCGCCAACGGGAUUAUUUUUGCAAUUUGAUGCGUCGUGUUUGUCCUCGACAGGAAGUACAAGAUGUUAAGGAGAAUAUAUUGAUACAUAAAGUGGAAAAAAUCAAAGGACGUGUUGUGCCGGUCUCCGAACGUGCCUUUUUACCCCGGGAAAUGCAAACGCAUCUUAAGGUUCAAGAUCUAAAAAAGAAGCAAAAGGAUUUGCAACAACGUUUUGAUGAACGCAAAAAAGAAUAUGAAGCGCUGGCCGCUUCAAUUAAAGCUAAAAACAUUCAAGAAAUAAAUUUAGAAAAUAAGUGUGAUUUAUUGGAAGCUAAAGUACACAUUUUGGAUCUCAAGACUAAAGCACUGGAUAAAGAAAUUGAGAGAGAAGAAGAGAAUAAAGAAAAGAUAAAAGCCACAAUGCCAGUGAUCCUAACAAAUGAAAAUAAGAGUGAACAUAAUGCUGCAGAGGCCGUGAAUAAAGCUCUUAAAGAACUGGAAGAUUUCUAUACAUUUUGUCAAAAUAAUACUAAUGCCGUAGAAUUACAAGAAGCCAAGAAUAAUUUAUGGUCUAAUUUGCGUAAAAUGUUCACCAAUAUACCAGUAUUUCUCAUCUUUAAUGCCAUCAUGCGCUUAAAGGAGGAUCAAUUGCAAUAUAUAAUGGCCUUAAAUAAAACUGCAUCCAAUGAAUCUCAUAUAAACAAUGUCACUAAUAAUCGUGAAUCAUUGACAAAUUUUGAAUUAAAUCUGAUGAAAACAAAAUCGAGUUUUUUAAGUCUUGUGGGCAAAUAUUUGUCCGCGUGUCAAGAACGCAAACGUUUGGAGGAACAAUAUGUUAAGGCAUUUAGUGAAUUCGAAGAUAAGCUAUUGGAAAAAGUGAAAAUAUUUAAUGCUGAUACAGAUUCGGAACAUAAUGAAGCCAUUAUGCGUAACUAUGUAAUACAAUACUAUUCGUUGAAUUUUACCAAGGGUCAAAAUGAGUAUUUGCAGCAACAAAUUGAAAUGCUGAAAGCGGAGAUAGAUAACUCUAAUAAGCAUUUGGAUAAUCAUGAAAUACUUCUUGGUUCUAUAAAACAAGUUUACGGCGAAAUAAGUACUUCUGUUAAUCGGCUACAGUACGAUAUGAUGCAAUUAUCACAAAUUAAAGACAAAAUAAUUUAUUCGAAAAACAUUAUGAAGCAUCAAUUGGAUGAUUUAGAAGCAACAACUAACGUCAAAUCGAGCUUCAUACCCACCAAGUUAAAACUUAACAAUAACAAUAAUCAUUCACUACUGGGUGUUGACAGUUUUGAGAUGAGUAACGACAAUGUUUUCUGUAGUACAAAAUUGGAUUUUGAUUCUACUAUUUCCCCCUUGAACAAUUCAUCGUCACGACGUACUUUUGGAGCUGGUGACGUUACAUUAAUGCCUCAGGCGCAAAAUAAAAUAUUGACUCCCCACACUAUGGAAUUGAAUACGUUUUGUGACCUAUCAUUGGAGCAUUUAUCUUGUAUGAGUAAAGAAUGUGCAUUUUAUUUAUCACCAAAUCCCUUAAUAAUUGAAUCUCGUGAACUCACAUCUACAAUCCAGUUAGCUCCAGGCAUUUUAUUAACACCCUUUGGUGCCUUACAGGAAGUCCGCAAUCGUAUUUUGUGGGCGGAUUUAAUUGCACAACAUUCAAAUGAUUUGAAGAUAAACUUGGACACAUUUUUAGUUGAUCCACAAGCAUUUAAAGAGCGCGCUAAACAACAGCAUGAUCGCAUUAUUGAAAUAUUAGAUAAAAUUGAUGUUUGUUCAUUAAAUUCUUUGCGUAGCUUACAGAAAUUGACAAAAACUUAUGAUUUUCUAAUUGACAAUCCUCUGCGCCACUUCAUACCCUCAACAAAAUUGUUUAACAAUCAAUCAUAUGCAGAUUAUGAAGCUGAACUACUCAUGUAUAUUCGCAUGGCCACAACUGGAAAUUCCAUUAAGUAAAUGAUUUACGUUUGAAGUGGUACAAUUGGCAUGCUAAUUUUAAGGGAAUGUAUUCGUUUGUAUGUUUUGAUGAGUGUUUUAUUUUAAUAAUAACCCUCGGUCCCCUUUGUAAGGAGAGAAAAAAGACAUUGAUUGGACUUAGUUUAUAAUGUUAGUUUAAAUAUUAUUUGAUUUUUUAAUGAUGCCUGUGUGUGUUAUUUUAAAUAAAUUUUUAUAUAUGUUUACAGAUACUCAAAUCAAACCUUGAA